Eruca vesicaria subsp. sativa (arugula) is the source of this 1392-nucleotide messenger RNA. The record is from the annotation of a GenBank genome assembly. NCBI's taxonomy places the organism in Eukaryota, Viridiplantae, Streptophyta, Magnoliopsida, Brassicales, Brassicaceae.
AUGGAUCUAUCACUUCGUCGUAGUCUCCUCCGGGAUCUGAAGUUUCCUUCGCCGCCGCCACCACCACCACCAGUGCCUGUUUUCCAUCACGCGGGCUCGACGGGGACGAACUUUCCGAUCAUAAUCGUCGCCGUGAUUGGAAUCUUUGCCACAGCUCUCUUACUUGUAAGCUACUACGUUUUCGUUAUCAAAUGCUGUCUGAAUUGGCAUCGAAUCGACAUUCUCAGCAGAUUCUCCUUAUCUCGACGGCGGCAACGCAACGACCAUGGUCCUGUAAUGCUUUACUCUCCGAGGAUAAACCGUGGUCUCGAUGAAUCCGUCAUUAGAGCAAUCCCUGUUUUAAAAUUCAAGAAGAGGAGAGAUGAGGACGUUGAAAACGACCGCGUUUUUACAGAAGGAGAAGAGAAUAAUACUUCUCAAGAAUGCUCUGUUUGUUUGAAUGAGUUUCAAGAAGAGGAGAAGCUGAGGAUUAUCCCAAAUUGUAGUCAUUUGUUUCAUAUCGACUGCAUCGAUAUUUGGCUUCAGAAUAAUGCUAAUUGCCCUUUGUGUAGAACUAGGGUUUCUUGCGACACAAGUUUUCCUCCUGAUCCGGUUUUUGUUCCAAGUAUUCCCUCAGAUAAUGCUGUUUUGGGGUCAGACACUGUCGUGGUUAGAGGGGAGAAUGAGUAUGUAGUCAUUGAGCUAGGUCUAGGGAAUAGUGUUAGCACCAAUAGUGACCGAGAUAGUCCAAGAAACGGAAGGCUACUUGUGGCACAAGAAAGAUGUAAUUCAGGUCACCUAGUGACCGAAAACCCAUCAAAUUUAAUCACUCAACCUACGAGGAAGCUUGAUCGUGGAGGGUUUCAGAGAAAAGGAAAAAAGCUUCACAAAGUCACCAGUAUGGGAGAUGAAUGUAUCGACAUUAGAAGAGACAAAGAUGAGCAGUUUGGUAGUGUUCAACCCAUCAGAAGAUCGAUCUCCAUGGAUUCGUCUGCAGAUAGACAGCUGUAUUUGGCAGUUCAAGAGGCGAUUUUUCGGAAAAACCAGGAAAAUCCGGUGGUCGGAGAAGGAGGAGAAUGUAGCAGUAGUAGCGGUAAUGUUAGUUGUAACAGAGUGAAGAGAUCUUUCUUCUCUUUUGGAAGCAGUAGACGUUCUAGAAGUUCUUCCAUAUUGCCUCUUUCUUUUGAACCCUAGUGGGCUACUUUGCUUUUUUUUUUGUUUUCAUUUUCUUGUUUCUUUCUACACAUUUGUUUUAUUUUAUUGUUUGGUCGGUGAGGUAGGAGAGAAAUAUAGGCGUGGUUUUGGGUUUUAGAAGUCAAAGAGUAAAUGAGUUGUAUUGUGAAAUUGUUGGACUUUUUAAGUUUGAAAGACUCAAAUCUCAUUUUGCCAAUGAACGAAUAUGAACAUACUUUU